This is a messenger RNA of Varroa destructor (honeybee mite), 1294 nucleotides long. It is a transcript of the gene PI31, whose product is annotated as Proteasome inhibitor 31 kDa. Gene Ontology annotation, molecular function: endopeptidase inhibitor activity; proteasome binding. The record is from RefSeq and is a predicted model, not a curated record. Lineage: Eukaryota; Metazoa; Arthropoda; Arachnida; Mesostigmata; Varroidae. Gene Ontology annotation, biological process: proteasome-mediated ubiquitin-dependent protein catabolic process.
GUCCCCCUUAUAGCAGAAUUGCCAGAGGUUGGCACAAAUUUGUUUUGCGGGACAUGUCAUUAGCCUUUCGAUGUUAUUUACAAGGAAGAGAAAUCUUAUUUUGCAGUAGAGUCAUGCUUAUUUGAAAACUUGUGUUUACGAACUUAAAACUCUUAUACAAAAAAUCCAACAUAAAUCACCACUUGUUCUGAACUAUUUAACGAAACAUUUAAAGAGAUUAUAGAACAAUAACUUGUAGUCGGUUUUGAAGAAGUGUCAGGGCGAUUGAACUGAGUAGACACACGAAAUCAGCUGACAGGGCACUCAGGCAAAUCAUUUUAUAUAGAUUGACUAUUCUCUGCGUUGCAAAGCACAGCUUAGCAUUGGAUUAAUUAAGUCGUUGUGAUGGCUGCUCCAGACUUCGGGCUCGAAGCUCUCUACAAACUCCAGCCGAUCGAGUCAACAAAGAAUGCCCUUUGUUUACUCGUACACUUUGUACUGACCAAACAUGGCUGGCGCUAUGUAGGCCGAGGAACCGAGUGGAAGGAAAAUGAAACAGGCAGCGAAAGUCUCCCUGCGGGCUGGCAGGCUAGCGACGAACAGUAUCGGUACGUGUCGCGAACCGAACCACGAAAAAAGGUUAUCAUUAAGUAUGUCGAACACGACGUGUUCCUUCUUGUAAACAUGGUAAAUGUUGAAGAUCAGGUUGCCAUGGCAAUGAAUAUUAAUACAUCGACUGAAGUUGACUCGACGCAGCUUGCAUCAAACAAUCCGCGGCUCGUUUUUCCUAAACUACUUAGUCUUCUGUCAGAGGUCUUCGACAAGUUGGUAAAGCCGUGUCAAGUCAUCAGCAGGACUGUCGGCACUUCGACGGCACCCGCGACGUCAGUUGAUAACCUAUUCAAACCCGAUCCGUCUCGCAAUCAAGGCCCCAGUUUUGAUCCUCCUCGACAGCCAGCACCAAAUCCACUGUCCCGUGGUGAAAUCCCGUUGGGCCGGCGCGACCUUGAUCCAUUUCUGGGUCAGGGCCCAGGAGGAGGCAUGAUAAUCGACCCUCUGCGAAAUUUGCGCAGUGACAGAUUUCCUGGUCCUGAGCCUCUUGGCCCUGAUGGAAUACCGUUGCCAAGGGGAGCAGUCCCACCUGGCGCGAGGUUUGAACCUUUCUUCCCGGAAGGGGCAGUCAGUCCCGAUCUCGGCAAUCGCCCCAGUCUUGAUCCUUUCCAUCCCAGUACUAGGUUCAGACCACCAUAUGGACCUCCCGACGGAGGUUCAGGGAGUGGAGCCGACUUCAUGUAGUUACUAAGGACUGUAAAAG